Messenger RNA from Pygoscelis adeliae (Adelie penguin), 5318 nucleotides. It is a transcript of the gene CLCN3, whose product is annotated as chloride channel, voltage-sensitive 3. The coding region runs from base 17 to 2473 and encodes 818 amino acids. Gene Ontology annotation, molecular function: voltage-gated chloride channel activity. Gene Ontology annotation, biological process: transmembrane transport; chloride transport. NCBI's taxonomy places the organism in Eukaryota, Metazoa, Chordata, Aves, Sphenisciformes, Spheniscidae. The transcript is spliced from 12 exons. Gene Ontology annotation, cellular component: synaptic vesicle; Golgi apparatus; early endosome. The record is from RefSeq and is a predicted model, not a curated record.
GUUAUAAAGCAGCUAAAUGGAGUCUGAGCAGCUGUUUCAUAGAGGCUAUUAUCGAAACAGUUACAACAGUAUAACUAGUGCAAGCAGCGAUGAGGAGCUUUUAGAUGGAGCAGGUGUAAUUAUGGACUUUCAGACCUCUGAAGAUGAUAAUCUCUUGGAUGGUGAUGCGUCGAUUGGAACUCAUUAUACGAUGACAAAUGGAGGAAGUAUCAACAGUUCAACACAUUUACUGGAUCUUCUGGAUGAACCAAUUCCUGGAGUAGGAACAUAUGAUGACUUCCAUACCAUUGACUGGGUUCGAGAAAAGUGCAAGGACAGAGAAAGGCAUAGACGGAUUAACAGCAAGAAGAAAGAAUCAGCAUGGGAGAUGACAAAAAGUUUGUAUGAUGCAUGGUCAGGAUGGCUAGUAGUAACACUAACUGGUUUGGCAUCAGGGGCAUUGGCAGGAUUAAUUGACAUUGCUGCUGACUGGAUGACUGACUUAAAGGAAGGCAUUUGCCUUAGUGCUUUGUGGUUUAACCAUGAACAGUGUUGUUGGGGUUCAAAUGAGACCACAUUUGAAGAAAGAGAUAAAUGUCCGCAGUGGAAGACAUGGGCAGAACUAAUAAUUGGGCAAGCAGAAGGUCCAGGUUCAUACAUAAUGAACUACAUAAUGUACAUUUUCUGGGCUUUGAGCUUUGCCUUCUUAGCAGUUUCUCUGGUGAAGGUAUUUGCUCCCUAUGCCUGUGGCUCAGGGAUACCUGAGAUAAAAACUAUUUUGAGCGGCUUCAUCAUCAGAGGUUACUUGGGGAAGUGGACUUUGAUGAUAAAAACAAUUACUUUAGUCUUGGCUGUCGCAUCAGGUUUGAGUUUAGGAAAAGAGGGUCCCUUGGUACAUGUUGCCUGCUGCUGCGGGAAUAUUUUUUCCUACCUCUUUCCAAAGUACAGCACAAAUGAAGCUAAAAAAAGAGAGGUGUUGUCAGCUGCCUCAGCAGCAGGAGUAUCUGUAGCCUUUGGUGCCCCAAUUGGUGGAGUCCUUUUCAGUCUGGAGGAGGUCAGUUACUAUUUCCCACUGAAAACUUUAUGGAGAUCGUUUUUUGCUGCUUUAGUAGCUGCAUUUGUUUUACGGUCCAUCAAUCCUUUUGGUAAUAGCCGUCUAGUUCUUUUUUAUGUGGAAUAUCACACUCCUUGGUACCUUUUUGAACUGCUUCCUUUUAUUCUUCUGGGAGUAUUUGGUGGGCUCUGGGGAGCGUUUUUCAUCCGAGCAAACAUCGCAUGGUGUCGUCGACGCAAAUCUACGAAAUUUGGGAAGUAUCCUGUCCUGGAGGUUAUUAUUGUUGCAGCAAUAACAGCUGUCAUUGCAUUUCCUAACCCAUAUACAAGGCUAAACACCAGUGAGCUUAUUAAAGAGCUCUUCACAGACUGUGGGCCAUUGGAAUCCUCCUCCCUCUGUGACUACAGAAAUGAUAUGAACGCGAGCAAAAUAGUAGAUGAUAUUCCUGACCGUCCAGCAGGCACUGGAGUCUAUUCAGCUAUAUGGCAGUUGUGUUUAGCACUCAUAUUUAAAAUAAUCAUGACAGUCUUCACCUUUGGUAUCAAGGUUCCAUCUGGGUUGUUCAUACCUAGUAUGGCAAUUGGAGCAAUAGCAGGAAGGAUUGUAGGAAUUGCAGUGGAGCAGCUGGCUUACUACCAUCAUGACUGGUUCAUUUUCAAGGAGUGGUGUGAAGUUGGAGCUGACUGUAUUACACCUGGUCUUUAUGCCAUGGUUGGUGCUGCUGCGUGCUUAGGUGGCGUGACAAGGAUGACUGUGUCCCUGGUAGUUAUUGUCUUUGAGCUAACAGGAGGGCUGGAAUAUAUUGUGCCCCUAAUGGCUGCAGUCAUGACCAGUAAGUGGGUAGGAGAUGCCUUUGGUAGGGAAGGCAUCUAUGAGGCACACAUCCGACUGAACGGAUACCCUUUCUUGGAUGCAAAGGAAGAAUUUACUCACACAACGCUGGCUGCUGAUGUUAUGAGACCUCGAAGAAGCGAUCCACCUUUAGCAGUUCUGACGCAAGAUAAUAUGACAGUCGAAGACAUAGAAAACUUGAUCAAUGAAACCAGCUAUAAUGGUUUUCCUGUUAUUAUGUCAAAAGAAUCGCAGAGACUAGUGGGCUUUGCUCUAAGAAGAGAUUUAACUAUUGCAAUAGAAAGUGCUAGAAAGAAGCAGGAAGGGAUUGUUGGCAGUUCCAGGGUCUGUUUUGCCCAGCAUACCCCAUCGCUUCCAGCAGAAAGCCCUCGACCUUUGAAGCUUAGAAGCAUACUUGAUAUGAGCCCUUUCACCGUGACAGACCACACACCCAUGGAAAUAGUGGUGGAUAUUUUCCGCAAGCUGGGUCUGAGGCAGUGCCUUGUAACACACAAUGGGCGCCUCCUUGGCAUUAUAACAAAAAAAGAUAUCCUCCGUCAUAUGGCCCAGACGGCAAACCAAGACCCCGCCUCAAUAAUGUUCAACUGAAACCCAUAGCUGAGGAGAGAGAGGAAACGGAAGAGGAGGUUCAUUUGUUGAAUAGCACAACACUUUAGUCUGGGGGAUGCUCCUAAAAUCAGAGACGAUAGCUGGGUUUUUGCGUAACAGUGCUGCUGGAAAUCAGGAGUUGGUCUGGGGGAGUAUGUGGCGAGGAGGAAGGCUGAUGGGAGCGUGGGAAGGGAGAGCUGCUGUCCUGCACUGGAUGCGUCCCGAGACGUCAGGUCUGCCAUGAUAGUGCAGUGGGUGAGCCGUGCGAGGUGGCGCAAUUCUCCAGCCCCAGCCUGGUACUUCAGCAUUGAAGAGAUGUGUUAUUAGUCCCUGUUUCUGGAGGGAUCAUUCCGAAUUGAGCCAUCUUACGGAGACUGAAAGGUCUUGCCCUUUUUACCAUUGAAAACUGUUGUGUUAACUCACGAAACGUAUAAUUAUUUCACGUCACCUUUCUACAUUCCAGAAGAGCUUUAUUUCUCUCUCUCUCUCCUGAGCCGUAACAAAGCCUCUUUAAAAUUGGUGUGCCCUUUUGAAGCAGUUGUUUCUCAUAUUGAGAUGUACUGUGAGUUACUGAGGUUUGAUCACAAGAAGGGAGGUUUUUCUUGUGCCAUUAAACGUGUAAGUUUGUACAUCAUGAAAUGCUUGGGGCAGUACAGAUCCACUGCGACAAAAACAGACUGAACAGGUAGUAAACACCGUGCAGGAACCAUGUGAGACUUCUUUCAACCCAUCUGCUGUCGUGAUGUGAGAAAAACCAGAUGAAACUAGCAUUUCAAAGAAAAAGACUGUUUUUGCUGCAGAAAGUUAUCAAUAAUGCGACCUGGUCUUAUGCAAUUUUUUGUAUUAUUGAAAACACUACGAUAUAUACCAAUGUUGUGCAGUAUAAGGAAAAAUACUGCUAUUCUACUAGUUAAGAGCUGGAACAAUUCUGUAUACGUGUAUCUGGUAAAAACUGCAUGCUACAACACUGGAGAUCUUCCCCCCCCCCCUGUAAAAUUUGAAAACGGUCAUUUUUAUUUUUUCUUCUCCACAAAAGACGUUCCACUGCUGACACGGUAGGAAGAAAUCUAACUCAUAACUUGCACUAAAUGUAUAUUAUUUUUCUUGAAGUUUUACCAUUCUUUAUUUAUAUUUGUAUGGAUUAAAAAAUUAUUAAAUAUGAAUCAGUUAAUAUCUCACAUAACUAAUUACCUUUUUAAUGUGAUUUUAUAGAAUAAUUCAUAAUCCUCUGCAAGUAAUGGAGGAUUAGCAAAUGUUUACAACUAGAUGAAGGGUUUAAACAAAAUGGUUUCUUUGUGAUCCAACAUCCAUCUAAGAGCAUUUUCAAAUGCAACUUUCACUGCCGUUACCUUGAGAUUUCCUUUUUCCUUUACUAGCAGAUAACUGGAACAGUAAUAUUAAAAUUUUAUUUUAAAAAACUGCAGGGUUUUAAAAUAAUAGGAAGAAAGCAACUAUAAUUAUUAGAUUGCUUUUGACCCUUCCCCCCCCCCCCCCACUCCCCCCAAGCAUAUAGAGAUGUAAAUGAUACCUAGCCACAGAAGAUGAGCAGCGGGGCAGAAUCGAAUCCAGUACUUGAAAUUUUGGCAGGACUUUAAAAUUCAGCAGCAACACACAACACUAGCAGGUGAACUGACAGAUCCCUGACUUCUUUACUUUCUUCCUUCCAGUCACUAGAUUAGUUUGUUUCAUAUUCAUUUUAUCAAACCACCACCACCACAAACACAUACAGAGGAAAAAAGGCAAUAUGCUAUAAGCCUAAAGUUGGGAGGAAAAAAAUUAAGAAAUCUGGCUGACAAAAAUCAUGCUUUAUAAUAUGGGGUUAGAUUAAAAUGUCCUUCUUUUAACAAUUAUGCCCACAAGACUGCGAAAAUAUAACUGCUAAAAGUCUAAAAUAAUAAUCCUAGGUAUCUCUAAGGCAUUCAUCAGUGUUACCUCAAACAUCUUUAUUCACAAAGUACUCGGUAUGACUUUAUCUUAAGUACAGUAACAUACUGAAAUGAAAUUCUGGUACUUCUGGCAAGCUCCAAAAUAAUGCCUGUGCUUAAGUGCUCUGCUGAAUUUUUACUGAUUUUUCUGAGUAUAAAACUGCCAUCUACAUCUCAUCAUCUCAUCUCUUGCAGCAGCUGGAACCAGUAGAAAGUGAAAGGUGCCAGUAGGCUCGUGGUGAUCAGCCCCUGUAUUAAAAACAGGUUUGGAACUGAAACAGGCAUUGGGGCUGUGUUAACAUGGGAGCGUUGCAGCAGCUAGCUGUAUUCUUCCACGUGAAGUCAGUGCUAGUGUUUCAAAAAUGUACAUUGCAUAAGCCUGAAGAAUCUUUACAGAAGAGCAACUUCACAAAGAGCAGGAUUUGGCCCAUUUACAGAAGGCAGCUCUGGAAGUUAUCUGUGAUGCUGAUUUCUGGUGUCUAAUUUCUUUCUACAGUGGAAGAAUAUAAACGCACUACACGUAUAAAAAUUGCUUUACAUCGGUUGGAAACCUCUGCCAUUUGAUGUUUUCAUAAAACACUGCUAUGUGUACUGUAUUAACUUGCAUCUAAUUCUACAGACUGUACUGUAAAUUAAAAUACAGUUCACACCCCUGCUGUGUUUUAUAAUUUCAAUAUGGAUCCCGAGUGCUGCAUAUGAAUCGUGCAUCUCUGCUUGCUCUUCUUACCUGCUAAGCUUUCCCUGUUGACAUUUAAAAUGUCUUCUGGUAAACAUACGUUAAGAGGUUUGAUAAUGAAGUAUGCGUGCCUGUGCUGUGCAACAAAAAUUUUCUAACGUAAAACUUCCAGCGCCUUACUCAAGUUAUGAAUUUGAAAAAAAAAAGUGGUGGAUGGGAGGGGGAAAGCAUCAGCAUUUUUUUU